AUGAGUUUACGUGAUGCAUGUAUUGGCGCAGUGGCUCUGUUACCGGCCUACAUCAUACCGAACAAGCAUACAACUUGGUACAAGGUACCUGUCACUUUGAUUGUGGCCUAUAAUGCAGCCCUUUUUGUACUUAGCUGGUCCAUCACUUCUCUCCUUCGUCACACGAUAAAUCAUGAGUCUUCCGCACGUCGUACUUCAAUACGAGCAUCUGUCACUCGAGAGCUGGCAUCCCUCGACGGCCAGGCCACUCGGUCACCAAAUUCUUCUAAUGGGGACUGGGAACGGGUUUCAAACGACUCGGAAAAAUCAGGAGAGGUCGCUCCACUAUCGAAAGAAGGCUAUGAUGGCUUUAUCGGAUUUUUCCAUCCUUUCGCGUUCGUGGGAUUCGACCACAAGAAUGCUGGAGGAGGUGGUGAGAGAGUACUAUGGGCGGCAAUCCAAGCCACGCAGAAUCGUUGGCCGAAAGCGAUUUGUGUCGUCUACACAGGCGAUCAUCAGUCCGACAAAACUCAAAUACUCAAGCGAGUCAAGACCCGGUUUGACAUAGAUUUGUAUUCUCCCACUAUCUCAUUUCUUUAUCUCAAUAGCCGCGCGUGGGUUGUGGCUGGCUCUUACCCUCGCUUUACGCUGCUUCUUCAAAGCCUCGGGUCCAUCAAUGUAGCUUAUGAAGCACUCUCGCUUCUCAAACCAGAUAUUUUCAUUGACACCAUGGGAUACUCAUUCAGCACAUGGUUUUGCAAAUUUCUGUUUCCAGAAAUCUCGAUAGGGUCGUACGUACAUUACCCAUUCAUCGGUACUCACAUGGUAGAUUCUUUGGCUUCAGGCGGUGGCAAAGGGGUCAAUGCUGGCAAAGGCAAAGGAUUAAGAGGCCUUGGCAAGAAGGUGUACUGGCAUUGUCUGUUGCGUCUAUACAAAUGGACCGGAACAUCUAUCGACAUUGUCAUGACAAAUUCCACCUGGACCCAGAAUCAUAUGCAACGCAUAUGGGGCCCUGGUCGAGCUCAGGGCAGAAAGCCACCAGCACAAGUAGUGUAUCCUCCGUGCUCUGUCGAGGAAAUCAUUGAUCAGACACCCCUUGAAGGGCAGCACGCCCUGCCAAGAGAAAAGUUAUUGCUCUGUAUUGCUCAAUUCCGCCCCGAGAAGAAUCACGAGCUUCUCAUCGAGUCAUUUGCUCAAAUGACACGCGGAACUGAUAGUGGCUUGAAGGACGCACGCCUUAUUCUGGUUGGUUCGGUGCGAGAUAGCGAGGAUGAGACUCUGGUCUACAAACUCCGACUGCUUGCCAAAGAACUCAAGUUGGAAAAUCAAAUUGAGUUCAGGAUCAACACUGAUUGGGGUGAGAUCCUGGAAUGGCUGAAGAGGAGUUGGGUCGGUGUCAAUGGGAUGUGGUGUGAGCACUUUGGUAUUGGUGUCGUCGAAUACCAAGCGGCUGGGUUGAUAUCGGUCGUUAAUGAUAGUGGUGGCCCUAAGGAGGACAUCGUUGUCGAUCUUGACGGUGGACCGACAGGAUAUCACGCCUCCACAGCCACUGAAUACGCAUCACGUUUUGUCGAAGCCUUGACCCUCUCCCCAGAAUCAACGCAAGCAAUGCGCAAGCGUGCCCGCUCAUCCAGCAAGCGCUUCACCACUGAUGUUUUCUCUGCACGAUGGACACAGCAGCUAGAGCAGCUUAUAGCCCAGUCCAAACACUAG
Molecule: messenger RNA, 1692 nt
Organism: Bacidia gigantensis
Lineage: Eukaryota; Fungi; Ascomycota; Lecanoromycetes; Lecanorales; Ramalinaceae
Exons: 4
Coding region: 1-1692 (563 amino acids)
Biological process (GO): protein N-linked glycosylation
Cellular component (GO): endoplasmic reticulum membrane
Molecular function (GO): GDP-Man:Man(3)GlcNAc(2)-PP-Dol alpha-1,2-mannosyltransferase activity
Source: RefSeq, a predicted model, not a curated record